Molecule: messenger RNA, 8226 nt
Organism: Myxozyma melibiosi
Lineage: Eukaryota; Fungi; Ascomycota; Lipomycetes; Lipomycetales; Lipomycetaceae
Product: cell morphogenesis N-terminal-domain-containing protein
Exons: 5
Coding region: 139-7899 (2586 amino acids)
Biological process (GO): cell morphogenesis
Cellular component (GO): cell cortex; site of polarized growth
Source: RefSeq, a predicted model, not a curated record
UCUCCUCCUCCGCCUCUGCUUCCCCGUCUUCUCUUCUGCUUCCCUUCCUCCCCCUCUUCCUCUCUUCUUCUUCUCCAAUUCCCUCUUCCUCAACUAUCCACAGUCAGAUCCCUCCUCUGGCUACGACGGGGCCCUCCAAUGGCUGACGCGCGCCUGCUCGAACCCGCGUCCAUCGUCGUCCCCGACUUUGCAGACUUCCCUUCCUACUCCGCCGGCCCCGCCCUCCAUCACCAGCAGCAGCAGCAUCAGCCCUCGUCCACUCCCGCCACCUCCUCUCCUGGCCUCCAACCCCCCGCCGUCAUCACCGAGUCCCCUCCUCGUCCUGCCUCGGCCGCCCUGCCUGCUUCCCUCCACUCCCCUACCAGACCCGCCUCCGCCCACUACUCCCAGGAGCACUCCACCUCGCCCCACUCCUCCUCCCCCCUCCGCCGCCAUGCAUCCCUCUCCAGACCGCAGAUCCCGCGAUCCGUCUCUCUCGCGUCCUCCUCUCUCCGCAGAUCACACACAACCGCCUCCGCCUCCCCUGCCCUUCCGCAGACACCCCCUCGCCAGCUCCAUCAUCUCCAACAGCCGCACCAGCCUCCUGCUUCCAACGAGCCCAUAACUCCGGCUGAGUACUCCCUACACAUCAUCUUCACUCAGUUUGUUCGCCAAGCAGAAAAGAAGCUCAACCUGUGCCUCAGUUACUCCUCCGAGGAGGAACCCCCAAUUACAACCCUCCUCGCUGCCGGCGCUGAUCCCGUCUUUGACAAAAUCCUCGAAUCCCUCGGCUACAUCUCCCGCCAAAAACCUCGUCCAGUCAUCGACGCUGUCAUGUUCUGGCGCAAAUCAAAGUCUGAAGCUGCCACCGCCGCCGCCCGAGAACGCAACGGCCCUCAAAAUUCCUUCCCCUUCAACCACAAUAACACCAGCAGCCAGUCUUCCCAGCCGCAGCCACAGCAACCACAGCAACAGCAGAAAUCAACUCUUGUCGUCUCCGGUCAGCAGCAGAUCAGAAGCCUUCGCCACAAAGUCAGCAAGAGUCUCUCCGAUCGCUCUCCAAUCGGCAACAGACACGGCAAAUUCAGUCCCAAUAAUGGUCCGCAGAGUCCCAGCAGUAAUGCCUCUGCUGCCAAUGGCAAUCAUCAACACAACUCCUCUUCACUAGGCUAUUUUGGUAUUCACCGACACCAAAGUUCCUCUGCAGCCACGCAAUCAAACACUCAGCAGGGUUCCAGACCGGACAGCGCUCAGCAGGCUGAUCGCAAAAGUCUCAUCUCGAUCUACAUCCUCUGUCGCGUCCUGAUCGAGGUCGUCAAACAGACAUCAUCCUCCGUUCUUGGCGAGGAAAUGGGCGACAAACUCGAAGAAAUCGUGUUUCGCCAGAUCAAAGCUAGCGACCCGAACCUAGUAGCAGCAAGCCCGAUCCGACUCGCCAAUUGGAGACUGUUUGCCGAACUUCUUGGUGAAAUGUCGCGUAUGAGAUUUACCAGCGUCAGCGACCGUUUUAUCGCCGAGCUAGAGAAAACCGCUGGCGACCAGGGACUUUCAAAAGAGCAAGAGCAAAAUAUUCAAGUCGUCAUCCAUGGAAUGGAGUACCUUCAGCUGAAGGUCUACCCUCUGGAGCUCUUUGAAGAUUCAGCCGACUUUAUACACUCCCUCUGCAAGUUCUUCGUCAAGUCGCACGGGCAACGAGUCAAGCAUGCCUACUGCGAGAUACUCAACACUCUGCUGCUAUCAAUAGCCGGUGUUAUCACCGCUGAGGUCAAUCAUCCGACCUGGGUCAAAACAAUCGAUCUCGUCUAUCCAAAAGUUCUCGCCAUGAUGUCAAAACAACGCUACUGGGCCGAUGCCUUCCAACUCGCCUGCACGAUCCUCUGCGUCGCUCCUACUCAGUUCUUCGCCGACAACUGGAUACCGCUAGUAGAGGCAAACUUUCAGAAGCUCAAAGACGCAAAGAGCAGAGUGGCAGUCAUCAUCGGUAUCUCGCGUCUGAUCUGGGUGUAUCUUCGGAGAUGUUCAGAGUCAUACAGUACAAUCGAAAAGCGCUUGGAUGGUUUUGCCAAAGUUCUCUUCCCGGCAGGCAACAAAAAGCCUUGGCUGACUGCCGACCGCAGCUUGAUCGAUGCUUGCGUUCAAAUGAUCCGUUUUAUUGGAUGGAGUCAGCCGGACUACUGCAUCAAAAACCUCAUUUAUCCUCUGAUGAGCAGCGACACGCUCACCCGCAUGGGCGACAACAAUCUCUCCGUUGAUUCUCUUGCGCCUGAACAUAUGCAUGUAGCCAUCCGGGCGUUUAUCUCGAUCCUGCUUGACGCAGCAGACAACACUCCCCCGCCUUUCUACUCGCCUGAUCCACCGCUCAAGCAGGGCAGUGUUGUUAUCGGCGAGCGGUCCCUGCAAGAGCAACCCGUUAUGACUGAGCCGCCACCAGUAUUGCGAGAUCACUACGCUCAGUUUUCACGACUGCUCGGGAAGAUCUUGCUAAUCUGCGAUUCUCAUUUUGGUGGGCAGGUCGUCUUGGACGAGAAGAUGGGCAAGAUAACCCCAAAGACUCCUUCUUCGUUUAACUUUGCCCAGUCCGGCGGUAACUUUGGAUCUGCUCUUGGCGGAUCGAGCGGCAAUAGCAACAGUCAGACUAGCAAUGAAGUCCUGCAUGCAAACUACGAGCUCUUGCUGACAGUGUAUGAAGCUAUCCCACUUUGCAUCCCCCAGAAUGUGAGCUUUGGACGCAUUGUUGAGAUUCUUUGCAAGGGGACUGCACAUCCCGAUCCUCGCCUGGCAGCAGCCGCAGCGAACUCGCUCAAAAGUCUAGCCAGAAGCGGCCAACAUUCGCAGCAGACAAUCGUCACUGGCUUUGCUCGGUUCAUCUUCAACUACGAAGAGCGCUAUUCGGCAUACUCAGAGAGCUCAAUGCUGGAUUCGUCGAGCAACGUCGAAAACACCUUGAAGAUCUACGUUCAGCUCUUGAGUAUCUGGAUCAACGUCAUCAGGCAGAAGACCGCUGCUUACCGCGAAGCAACUGCGGCUAAUAACGGGAACAGCACCAAUGGUCUUAAUGGCGCUACUCCUGCUGCACUGGUGGUCACUCCUAUCUCUACCGACUCUUCGAGCAGAGGCGAAGAAAUGGAGACAACAUCGGUCUGGAGCGUUAUUGAGGAAGUCGAGAGUAACGGCCUCUUCUUUCUCUGCAGCCAGAGCCGAACAGUGCGAUGCUAUGCGAUUGCAGUCUUACGAUUGAUCCGGGAAUUCGACGUUGCUUUAGAGGAGCAGGUCGAAGUACUAAAAAUGCAAUCUAAGAAUCAGGGGCCGAGCCAUAAUGGCUUCAGCCGCAUUAUUGAGAUUUUGGAAGCGACAGAUGGGCCUGAAGCCUUAAACACUGAUGCCCUCGAGCCGAGCAUUGUUGAGGCUAUGUCUACUGCUGAGCGAAUGCGCCUCUCUCAACUUCAACUGGAAGGCAAAGAGCUCUCGCACCAUGGCAUUCUAGUUCGGCUGGCUCAAUCCGACUCUGGAGUGGAUUCUGCGUUAUGGCUACGACUGUUUCCAAAAUUCCUCGAGCUGUGUCUGUCGCGCUUCCCCAUGCCGGUCGCUUUGUGUCGCGAUAGUGUGUGUAGCAGACUUAUCUACUUGCACAAGCCGCUGAUGGACUCGAUUGAAGCGCACAGCAAAUCUCCUAGCUCUUCAGAUGCUCACUGGAAGCACAAUGCUCGUACUCAUCCGAAAGUGCUGAUCGAGCAGUGGAAACUAUACAUGAUCGUCGCAUGCUCAACGUUAACGGCUACUGAUGACCAGGAGGCGAAGCCGGUUGAGAAGAGUGCUGCAUCGUCAUUUGCGAAGCGGAAGGGUCCUCCGCAGCUGACUGUUCCGUACAAAAGGAUUACGUCCGCAAAAGUUUUGUUCCGGAUGGUGAUUCCACUCUUGCAGACUGAUUAUGCUUUAGUGAGAGAGGCUGUGAUUGCAGGACUGGAAUGUAUCAACAUCAAUCUCUACAAGAGUCUGAUCGAGGCUAUUCAGCCAAUGGUCAGUGCUAUGGGCGACCGCCGGUCACAGAAUGGGAGCGGGAUGACCGGAGGGUUUUCUAAUGGCAAUUCAGCAAAUCACAACCAACACGGAAACGGGUCUAAUGCUCCCUCGUCACCUUCGUCCGGACUGCUGUGGCGCAAAACUCGAAAGCAUGAUUGGAUGCGGAUCGAGAUCACCCAUUUGCUACAGCUGACGUCGCAUUUCAUCAAGGAGCCGAUCAUCUACAACGAUCCAUGGAUCCUUGAGCAGCACAUCUCGUUUGUGCGGGACACCAAGAACUUCCUGUGUCAACCUGAGAUUGCUAGCGACUGGGGCUAUCAGAAGCUUCGAAGAUAUUUCUGCGGGUUUAUGCAGACUCUGUACGAGGGUAUCAAAUUAACCGAGGAUUCGAAUCGAUGGCUUCCGUUCGAAGCCCGUGUCUCACUGUUUAAGAUGAUUGAGGAGUGGUGUGGUUAUGGACAAUACGCCGAUAUCGCACACGACAGAAACGAGAAGAUGCGGCGUGCCGCUAUUGAGCAGUCACGCGACACCGCCGAGCAAGGUGUCUUGAUGGCCUCGUUUGAGGUUGAGAAGGGACAGCUAGAGCUUGCUACUUUGAGUGCGAUGGCGUCUCUUCUCGACGGGCCUCUGACUGAGACUAUCGAGAGCCAUGGUGCGCAGGCUGCUGUGAUGUCUUUUGACGUCCCGGCGAUCUUCCAGUGGGCCAAUGCAGUUUUCGACGCAAACACAGAUCGCAUGCACACUAUCGGUCGUCGGGCAAUAGUGAACAUGCUACGGUCGAACAAAGGACACGCUGAUCUUUUGGCUCGGACAAUCACAUACUGUUACCACAGCGAGUCCGGACCUCGUGCGAGCGAGAGCUAUUUCUAUGUGCUUGCUGACGUUCUUAUCAACGAUAAUGAAUAUCCGUGCGACAUGCGUCAGCCUAUUGCCCUGGGACUCUUCAAGAUUGGAGACGAGAGGUCGCAAGUACGCGUGAAAGCCGCUGCUCUUCUGAAAGCGGUCGAGCUGCGAUUUUUUGGCAAGUCGAAAGUCCAGGACUAUGAGAUCAGUAUCUCUGAUCGAACUACGGCGGUCUACAAGCGAGCGCAGUUCAACUUGUCGAAUCAAUUCUCGCUGGAGUACGACGACUUGAAGUAUACCAUAUUUUCGGAACUGUCGAUGUAUUUCCACAUUGUGUCCCCCCAUAUGCGCCGGGACAUUCUUGCGAUUAUGAUACCGUGGAUCUCGAACAUGGAACUUCAGCUUGAGCCUAACGGCAAAAAUCCUUCUCCUUCGGCAUACAUGGUCAUGACGAACCUCUUUGAGAUCACGAUCCGAUUCAGUAACGAGAUUCAAAAUGAAGUCGAAGCCUUGUGGGUGACGCUUGCCUCGAAUCGACACAUGGGCAAUGUUCGCGCAAUUCUGGAUUAUUUGAUCAACAUGGGUGUCGAACGACGGGACCCUGCGUUUGUGGAAUAUAGCAAGCAGAUUGUUGUAUACAUCGCAAGCACACCGGCUGGAUCGAAGCUCGUCGAGGCUUUGGUUGCGUAUAUCCAGCCUACGAGUAUGCUCCAUACUUCGGGAGAGGCUAAGGAGUAUAAUGGGAUUCACGAGUUGUUUCCAUACACUGCUGAUUUGACUUUGGUUUUGCCUCCGGCCGUUGAGCCUGUUGGAUUUUCGAUCGGUCAGCUGGCGAUGAUCUUGCUGGUUGAUUUGUUUGUGAGUCCGGUGACUGCGAUGUCGGCAAAUCUGGCUUUACUUAUGCAAGUUGUGUUUGUGCUGUUUGAUCACUACAAUCAGCUUGUUCACGAGCAAGCUCGUGAGCUACUUGUGCAUUUGAUCCACGAGAUCUCGCUAUCGAAUGAAACUGAGAUUGGGGGAACAAAGUACAAAACGGCUGCCGAGAUUAUCGAUCUGAUUCGAAAACGAGACCUACAAACAACUUGGUCUUAUGACGAUCUGUACAUGGACGAGGCUGCGAUGCGAAAGCCGAAGCACAUGGACGGCAUGAUUCAGAAGGUUCUGCUGAUUUUCGAGGAAAAGUACCCGAAACUGAAGGACGAAUGGAGUCGAAUUGCGUUGACAUGGGCUACGACGUGUCCAGUCCGCCAUUUUGCCUGCAGGUCGUUCCAGAUCUUCCGGUCGACAUUUGUGUCGAUUGACCAGAGCAUGCUUGCGGAUAUGCUUGUACGCCUAUCAAACACCAUCGCCGAUCCGAAUCCGGAUAUUCAGAACUUUGCGAUGCAGAUCUUAAUGACUCUCAAUCGGAUUGUUGAGAGCUGCGACUCGGUCGAGCUGAUGGAUCAUCCGCAAGUUUUCUGGGCUACGGUCGCGAGUAUGCAGACUGUGAACCAGAGCGAGUUUAUUGAGGGAGUGACUAUUUUGAACAACCUUCUCGACAAAGUCUCGCUGAAUGAUCCUGAGGUGGUAAGCAAGUUCAUUAGCGCAUUUCCUCAGAAGUGGGAAGGAGGAAAGUUUGAUGGACUGCAGCAGACGCUACUACCUGGAGUGCGGUCGAGGAAAUCAUAUGAUGUGACGAUGACUGUGCUUGAUCGGCUUAAUCUUCUAGAGUCGAACGAGUUGGUUGGUGACGAGAGUCGGCUGUUUUACGCGACACUUUGCAACCUGCCGCGAUUCGCCCAUGCGCUUGAGAUUGGGAUAAUUCCGCCGGCGUUUAUUGUUUCUGCGGAGAAGCUUGCGCAGAUGGCGGAGCUAGAAUCGAUGCCGUCGCUGGCGCGGAUUUUGAACUCGUUUGCGAAAGGAAGAUUUAGAGCCAAGACGGAUUUCGUGAAGCAGAUUGUGCACUCGUUCCAGUCGACGGUGUUUCAGAAGAACGAGUCGAAUAUCAUGGUUUUCUUCCUUGGCAUUCUGUCGAACGAUAUCCCGUACGUGCGCCUGGAGGCGAUGGAGUUCUUGAAGUAUCUGUUCCCACUGAUCGACAUGCGUCGCGAAGAGUUUGUUGCUAUCGGCGCAGACUUGAUCUCGCCCUUGCUUAGAUUGCUACAGACCGAGUAUGCUGAGCAAGCCCUGCAAGUUCUCGACGAGGCUACGUAUAUUCCUGGUACACACAUGGAUCGACGCGUGCUGAGGGCAUCUCUGGGCGGUCGGUCGAUGAUGAAUCGUCGGGAGGACAUCGAGAGCACGGCGACUACGUUUGGAAUUCCGGACGAGACAGGGUGGGCGGUUGCCAUGCCUGCCGUGCGAGCUUCGGUUGCGCGCAGCAACGUGCACGCGGUGUUUUACUCUUGCGAGGUCGCGAAUAUGGAGUACCACUCGUUGAAUCCAGAUACGGUGGUCGAGUUUUCGAGAGACGAGUUCAGGUCAUAUUCUGGUGGCUUCUAUCGCCCGGUGGACACAUUCAGUCUCACUGGAAGGCCGUCUGUCCACCCGGUCCAAGGAGUCGAUCUUCAGCAGCAGCAGAUGCAGCAGCUCCAGUUCCAGCGCAGCAACUCGCAGUUCAGAUACAAUCACAGUCAGCUGGCGUCCGGAAUGGCCGACGGCGGAUAUUUCGGAGGUGCGUUUGGUAUGGCGCUUACAAGAUCUUCGUCGUCCGCGACCGCGAGCGCGAUUCUUGCCCGCAGCGGCGCGGCGGCAGCUAAUAACUUCCGCACGCCGCGGUCCAGCGCCGCGAAGAUGUCGCCGACCGCGUACUUUGGCGGAUCGCCCGAUAGCUUUGGCGGCGGCAGCGGCGGGCUGGGAGUUGGCGUUGGUGCAGGUGCCGGCGUCGGACCCGGGGGUAUGAUGAUGACCGGCCAGAUGCAGUCAUCGAGUGGGGCAUUGGAGAGGAGCGAUACGAUGACUUCGUAUGCGGUUGGCGAUGAUACAGAUGGAUCUGUGAACCAUCUCGUUGCUGCGCUCGAUAAUCUGACGUCGUUCUUUGCGGAGGAGCCUACUGCGUAUACGACUGCUUUGGAGUGAGCGAGUUGUUACUUGAGAAAUAAAUUUGUAUAUAUAAGAUAUGGGAUGAAUGAUUUAAAAUUACAUAAAAUGAACAGGGUAUAUUGUUAUGAGUGUUUUUUUAUGUUUUGCUAGGAUGGGAUCUGUUUUGUUUUGAUUUGUUGGUCGUAAGGGAAAAUGUGAGGUUAUGUUUGUGUUGUGGGUUUAUGUGGACAAUUCAUGUAACUUUCUUAUGACUGUCAAGAGUGCAGGAUUAAUGAAGAGUUUCUAGACUUUAAAGAGUAUUAUUGAAGGUUUAUAGCAAUGUUUAUAAACGGAUAGAGAAGAUUUGAAUAAAUUGAAAGAGAA